Molecule: messenger RNA, 2748 nt
Organism: Volvox carteri f. nagariensis
Lineage: Eukaryota; Viridiplantae; Chlorophyta; Chlorophyceae; Chlamydomonadales; Volvocaceae
Exons: 11
Coding region: 1-2748 (915 amino acids)
Source: RefSeq, a predicted model, not a curated record
AUGGAAGCCCAGUUUUCGGAUGAGGAAUUUUCUGAUAUCUUAGGCGCGUUUGCAGAAGUAGAUGAUAUGUUAAUUGGCUGGGAUGUCCUUAUGACACCUCUGCAGGGCAUCUGGGAGCAACCUAAAGAUGCACCAAUGCCGUAUCUGGUUCAGACGCCGUCCUCCAGCCAAGCAGCGGACCCAUCGAACGGCGCGACAGCCUCUGGCAGCACGGCGCGGGGCUCUAUGGAUGCGUCCACCGCUGGCGGCGGCGGCGGCGGAGCUCUCACGGCAACGGGCAGCGGCGCCGCUGCCAGCAUGUCCAAUCUUAGUGGCACCAGCGGCGGCGCCAGCAUUCGGUGGGCUGCAGGGACGCUGGUGACGACGUCCGCGUCCGGUACGGUGGUCUGGGCGCCAGUAGCGCACUUGCCUCCCUUGUCUAUGACAGACCCCUCAGACUCCAUCCCGCCUAUCACCGCAACCACCACCACCCCUGCCACUGCCACUGCCACUGCCACUGCCACCAGCCACCAGACACACAUGCAGCUGACGCCCAGCCAGGCGUCCACAGCGCCCCUAGGGCGGCACUCGGAGCACCAGCCUAUCAUGUCACUAGCACGGGCGGCGAUCAUCACGCAGGGCCCCCAGACGGCACCGCUGCCAGCAGGAUUUGAACCCGGGCCAUCCAGGGAUAGAGCAUCGCAGGAGCGAUCAGGUCUGGCGCUGGGGUUGGGAUUCGGGAUCGGCCCCAGCGCAAAUCCAGCUAACCUAUCCCAGGUCCAGGCUCCAUUAUCCCCAGCAGCGGCCAGCGUCCUCGCAGCGCCCGCAGCCCCGUUCGCUGCCCAGGCGAGUGGAGGCCGCGUGCCCAUUUGCGGUGGUGGUGGCACCGGGGCGUCUUGCCCUACAGCAACCAACUACCUAACCACCACCAUGCCAACCACCCUUCCAACGGCAGCUGACGUCACUGCUGACACGAUACGCAUUCGCGGGCACGUGCGGCGAGCAGCCGAGCUCAAGGCCCAGCUGGCGACCCGGGUGCGAGCCAUACAGCGGCUGGCGGCGGAGAACGCUGACCUGCGGGGACGAGCAAAGGUCCUGGAGCUGGUCGUACGGUGUAGGGACGAGCAGCUGCGCCUGCUCCGAAACUACCGUACAUCCGCCAACGGCCGUGUGUAUUACGUGGAGCAGCCGGGACUCCUCCUCCUGGGCGAGGGGGCGACGGGGGCGGCGGCGAAUGGCGUUGCGGUGGCGGCGGUUGGCGGGGGCCAGAGUGGCGGCGAAGGUGGAGAUAGUCCGGGCGCGAUGGUGCCGUACGUUGGUGUAAAUGCAGCGGCGCUGGCGGUGAUGUCAGCUGAGGGGCUGCUGGAAGUGUUCCGGAAGCUCAUCCACGACGUGUCGUUGAGCCUGUCCGAGGCGGCAGCGCCAGCACCCCUUGGCAGCGCCGCCGCGGCGGCGGAUACUGGCAACGGGUACGACAGCGCGGCCGCUGCCGCCGCGUCGUCCUCUGGUCCCUUGGCUCGUCUGCGUGAUCAGAUGGCCUCAUUCCGCAAUGUGCUGCGCUACUUGGGUUUGGUAAACGAGGCGGCGUGCAAGUUCGUGGACACCAACCUGACCGGGAAGCCGGGGGCUCCGGAACCAGGACACUGGCUGCGGGUGAUUCAGGAGCUGCAUCUCAGCCCCCAGCAGCUUGCGGACGCUGCGGCGCUGCAGUCUUGCUGGCAGGACUGGCUGUCCCGGAUACAUGUUGAACGUCGGGACAUUGCCGCCGCCCUGGACCAGCUGCUGUCCGUCAACCGGUACGGCGCGACGUACUUUGAAUCUGUCGGACGGUACGGCACGGAUCGUGACGUGAUCCACAAGAUGCACGCCAACGUGAUGCGAGAGCGGAUCCUGCUGGUGUUAACGGGCGAGGUGUUUUGCUGCCACAUCCUAACUGACAUUCAGUGGGCGCGCGCCAUCGUGAAGUCGUAUCCGUACAUCCUGGAUGUACGAGAGCUCGUCUGCGCGGCUUCCCAGCUCUACUAUUCUUCCGUCCGGGGCCUUAUGGCCCCACCCCUGUCACCUUACUUAUGUCUGUACAUCUCCUUGAGCAGCUUCUUCUGUUUGCUCGUUAAGGAUAGCUACAGCUGCAGCGGCCUGCGGGACGGCCACGCCGCCCACCGCACCGUCGUGCCCCUACACGGAGUCCGGGCCGCCCGCAGCGAGCGCGUGCAAGUGCCGCUCUUCACCCAGCGCCGUUCCACUCGCCUGCAAUGCGGAUCCAUCGCACUCGCCCUCGCCUUCUGGCCCCCGGGCACCUUCACCUUCCAUCCCCAUCCCAGCUCCGUGACCACCACGCCGACCAGUAGCCCUCAGGGUAACGCAUUCACCUCGGCCCCAGUUACGACCCCGGCUCUAGGUCAGCCAGGCGCCGGGAGUGCCCCGGCAGCGGAUGACGAGGUUGGCGGCAAGUCGGGGGCAAUGGGACCGUCGAUGCCUUUGGAAACCGUAUGCCUUGGGUUGCCUGUGGCCGCCGGGCACUUCCCUUUCACGGCCGCGGUGGCCCGGGUGCCGGUGUACCAGGUACCGCACAGCGGUCACCGCCGAGCGCAGCAGGACAGCUCUUCCCGAGACGGUGCACAAGGGGAGCUGUGUGCGAUGCGGGGGAUGAGGGACGAGGGGUUGGGGGCGGUUGCGGAAGCUGGGGUACCCACGCAGCCCCAGCCGCAGCCGCAGCUGCUGCAACAGCAGCAACAGCAGCAGCAGUCGGCAAAGAAGGUGGUGUUGUAG